AUGAUCCUCAACGCCUCUGACCUGGGCUGGGAUGAGUCCUCAGGUGCUGACCCCUUCCUCCCCCUGGACCAGCUGGAUGGCCCGUCUUCGUACGAGGUCCCGCCCCUCACGGUGUGGGGCGUGGCCCUGUGUGUUUCCGGAACUCUCAUCGCCACCGAGAACGCCAUCGUGGUCACCACCAUCCUGGCCACGCCUUCCCUGCGCGCCCCCGUGUUCCUGCUGCUGAUCAGCCUGGGGCUGGCAGACCUCCUGGCGGGGGUCGCCCUGGUCCUCCAGUUCCUCUUCGUCUUCUGUGUGGAGCCCAGUGAUUGGUCAGAGCUGCUGACCUCGGGCCUGCUGGUGACGUCGCUGACCGCCUCGCUCUGCAGCCUGAUGGGCGUGGCCCUGGACCGCUACCUGUCUCUGAGCCACGCCCUCACCUACGGAUCGGGACAGUCCCGCCGCCGGGCCGCGGGCCUGCUGCUGCUGGUGUGGCUGGGGGCGUGCGUGAUCGGGGCGGGGCCUGCGAUGGGCUGGCACUGCCUCGGGGAGCCGGACUCCUGCUCCGUGGCGCGACCCCUGACCCGGACAUACCUGUCGCUGCUGUGUGGGGGCUUCCUGGUGGUUGUCAUGGUCACCCUGCAGCUGUACGCCGGGAUCUGCCGCGUGGCACGGCGGCACGCCCACGCCAUCGCCACCCAGAGGCACUUCCAGACAGCCAACCACUCCUAUGCAAGCCAUCACAGCAGUGGGCGGGGCUUCUCCCGGCUGAUCCUGGUGCUCAGUGUGUUUGUGGGCUGCUGGAUGCCUUUCUCCCUGUGGGGGCUGCUGGGAGACGCCUCCAGCUCCCCUCUGUACACCUACGCCACCUUGGUGCCAGCAGCCGGCAGCUCCCUGCUGAACCCCAUCCUCUACAGUCUGAGGAACAAAGACAUCCGCAAGGUGCUGCUUCAGGCCUGCUGCCCCCACAGAUGCCAGCACAACAACGCACAGAUACACUACCCAGUGGAUGUGUAG
Messenger RNA from Limanda limanda (common dab), 996 nucleotides. It is a transcript of the gene gpr3, whose product is annotated as G protein-coupled receptor 3. Lineage: Eukaryota; Metazoa; Chordata; Actinopteri; Pleuronectiformes; Pleuronectidae. Gene Ontology annotation, biological process: G protein-coupled receptor signaling pathway. The transcript has a single exon. Gene Ontology annotation, molecular function: G protein-coupled receptor activity. The coding region runs from base 1 to 996 and encodes 331 amino acids. The record is from RefSeq and is a predicted model, not a curated record. Gene Ontology annotation, cellular component: membrane.